CUCCGCUCGCGUCGCCCGCGCAGCCCGCCGCCGCCGCGGGCAGACCCAGCACGCCGGCCCGGCUCGGCUCGGCUCCGGUGAGCGCCGCGGCCAUGCAGCGCCGGGGCGCCCUGUUCGGCGUGCCGGGCGGCAGCGGCAGCAGGAAGAUGGCUGCAGGAGACAUCGGCGAGCUGCUGGUGCCCCACAUGCCCACGAUCCGCGUGCCCAGGUCCGGGGACAGGGUCUACAAGAACGAAUGCGCCUUCUCCUACGACUCGCCGAAUUCUGAAGGUGGACUCUAUGUAUGCAUGAAUACGUUUUUGGCCUUUGGAAGGGAACACGUUGAAAGACAUUUUCGAAAAACUGGACAGAGCGUGUACAUGCACCUGAAAAGACAUGUGCGAGAGAAGGUAAAAGGGGCGUCUGGUGGAGCUUUACCAAAAAGGAGGAAUUCCAAGAUUUUUUUAGAUCUAGAUACUGAUGACGAUUUAAAUAGCGACGAUUAUGAAUAUGAAGAUGAAGCCAAACUUGUUAUAUUCCCAGACCACUAUGAAAUAGCACUACCAAAUAUUGAGGAGUUACCUGCCCUGGUAACAAUUGCUUGUGAUGCAGUUCUGAGCUCAAAAUCUCCGUACAGGAAGCAGGACCCCGACACGUGGGAGAACGAACUGCCGGUGUCCAAGUACGCCAGUAACCUCGCCCAGCUGGACAAUGGGGUCCGGAUUCCUCCAAGCGGCUGGAAGUGUGCCAGGUGUGACCUGCGGGAAAACCUCUGGUUGAAUCUGACUGACGGCUCCGUGCUGUGCGGGAAGUGGUUCUUUGACAGCUCCGGGGGCAACGGGCACGCGCUGGAGCAUUACAGAGACAUGGGCUACCCUCUCGCGGUGAAGCUGGGAACCAUCACUCCAGACGGGGCGGACGUUUAUUCUUUUCAAGAAGAGGAACCUGUUUUGGACCCUCAUUUGGCCAAGCACCUGGCGCAUUUUGGAAUUGACAUGCUUCACAUGCACGGGACAGAGAACGGGCUCCGGGACAAUGACUUCAAGCCGCGGGUCAGUGAGUGGGAAGUGAUCCAGGAGACGGGGACGAAGCUGAAGCCCAUGUAUGGCCCCGGGUACACGGGCCUCAAGAACCUGGGCAACAGCUGCUACCUCAGCUCCGUCAUGCAGGCCAUCUUCAGCAUCCCGGAAUUCCAGAGAGCGUACGUAGGGAAUCUUCCAAGAAUAUUUGACUACUCUCCGUUAGAUCCGACACAGGAUUUCAACACACAGAUGACGAAGCUAGGACACGGCCUUCUCUCAGGCCAGUAUUCGAAACCUCCCGUGAAAUCCGAACUCAUCGAACAGGUGAUGAAAGAGGAACAGAAGCCUCAACAGAAUGGGAUCUCUCCACGCAUGUUUAAGGCCUUUGUAAGCAAAAGUCACCCGGAAUUCUCCUCUAACAGACAGCAAGAUGCCCAGGAAUUCUUCUUGCACCUGGUUAAUCUAGUAGAGAGGAACCGCAUUGGCUCAGAAAAUCCAAGCGAUGUUUUUCGGUUUUUGGUGGAAGAACGCAUUCAGUGCUGUCAGACCCGAAAAGUGCGCUACACGGAGAGGGUGGAUUACCUGAUGCAGUUACCUGUGGCCAUGGAGGCGGCAACCAACAAGGAUGAGCUGAUCGCCUAUGAAUUAACGAGAAGGGAAGCAGAAGCGAACAGAAGACCCCUUCCUGAGUUGGUUCGCGCCAAGAUACCGUUUAGUGCCUGCCUUCAGGCCUUUUCUGAACCAGAAAACGUGGAUGAUUUCUGGAGCAGUGCCCUACAGGCAAAGUCUGCGGGUGUGAAAACGUCUCGCUUUGCCUCAUUUCCCGAAUACUUGGUAGUGCAGAUAAAGAAGUUCACUUUUGGCCUCGACUGGGUUCCCAAAAAAUUUGAUGUUUCCAUUGACAUGCCAGACCUACUUGAUAUCAGCCAUCUCCGAGCCCGGGGGUUACAGCCAGGAGAGGAGGAGCUUCCGGACAUCAGCCCCCCCAUAGUCAUUCCCGAUGACUCAAAAGAUCGCCUGAUGAACCAACUGAUAGACCCAUCAGACAUCGAUGAGUCAUCGGUGAUGCAGCUGGCCGAGAUGGGUUUCCCUCUAGAGGCAUGUCGGAAAGCUGUGUACUUCACUGGAAAUAUGGGAGCUGAGGUGGCCUUCAACUGGAUCAUCGUUCACAUGGAAGAGCCAGAUUUUGCUGAACCAUUGACCAUGCCUGGUUACGGAGGGGCAACUUCUGCUGGAGCCUCUGUUUUUGGUGCUACUGGGUUGGAUAACCAGCCUCCGGAGGAGAUUAUAGCUAUCAUUACCUCCAUGGGAUUCCAUCGAAAUCAGGCCAUUCAGGCGCUACGAGCCACGAAUAGUAACCUGGAAAGAGCACUGGAUUGGAUCUUUAGCCACCCUGAGUUUGAAGAGGACAGUGACUUUGUGAUCGAGAUGGAGAAUAACGCCAAUGCCAACAUCAUUUCUGAGGCCAAGCCCGAAGGACCUAGAGUCAAGGAUGGAUCUGGAAUGUACGAACUGUUUGCCUUCAUCAGUCACAUGGGAACAUCCACGAUGAGCGGUCAUUACGUUUGCCAUAUCAAAAAGGAAGGAAGAUGGGUGAUCUACAACGACCACAGAGUCUGCGCCUCAGAACGGCCCCCUAAAGACCUGGGCUACAUGUACUUUUACCGCAGGAUACCGAGCUAGACCUCAGAUGUGUGAUCGGCGACAAGCCAUACGCCUUUUUAAUUUGCCAAAAAAAAAAAAAAAAAGGAAAAACGGAGGUUGGGACAGCCAGACAUGAAGGAAUACACGGGGGUAUUUAUAGUUUAUUUAAAGAACAUCAUGUGACGCCUUCUGAAAUAAGACUGGGAAGACAUUUCUAUUAGCGAUGAUACACUACUGUAGAUAAUUUUUCUUUUUAUAAAUGUUCAAGGAGAGAAUGAUUAAAAAAGAAAAGUAUUCCUAUUGCUGGAGGGGAACCUGCCAGCAGCACAUCAAAGACAGGAAUGUGCCACUAGCCCUCUGUUUUGCUUUGGGGGCCAGUGGUGUGGCCUCACCCACAACAAAUGAAAAGCCCACUGUGGUUUCACAUCCAAAAUCAGUAACUGGGCUGGACUUUGUUUGUGACAUAAUUUUUUCAUUCAACACAAUAAUUUCUGACCUAUCCAUGUAUAGUAGAUUAGAGCAUCUGUAAUGAAAUAUUUUUAAUUUAAUCAAUUCGAGAUUCAGAAUACAAUUGUGAGACUGUGUGAGAGAAUGAGACCGAGAGUGUGGAGACCUUUACAGUCAAGGAGGAACUCUGUGGCGGGUUGGUUUUUAAAGGCUAAAACGGUUGGCAUUCAGCAUAGCUGGAACAGAGCAAGUAAAUAUUUUAAAGAAACUAUAACUCAGGAACAGUUUAAAAAAUUAGUUCCCCACUUAACAUUUUUGGCAUAAAAAGAACUAAAGUGUCCCUUUAAGUGCUGUCAAGGAUUCACUUGGGUUUGUGACAUUUGGUGGCGUAACCACGCCAAAUGCCCACAGCAGCCCAGCAGUAUUCUUGGCCAAAGGUAGAUGAAUUCUGUUUCCUAGCAGCUCUCCCCCAAGGCAUAAUGUGUAUUUUUAGCUGAUCACUUCUUCCUAUAACGCAUGACAACUCCUUGGAAUCAUGUUAAGUGCCCCAAAUUCGUCUGUAAUUUUCUUGUCCCAGAGCUCUUUGCCUGCCUCCAUUUCUACAUUUUCUGAGGGCAGAGUCUCAUCUGUGUCCUGUCUUGGCUGCCUUGCCUUCACUGGGUAUCUGCUGCUACCAACAAUGUGAUCUUGGGCACUUGAAGGGUUUCAGAGGCAAAGACACUUGGUUUGCCGUUAUGAAAGGCCAUCAUUUCCAUCUGGUAUUUCAGCGUAUUAGUUGCAACCUAGGAUUAGAUCAGAAUUUCAAAUGUGAUGAAAACGUGGAAUGGUAGUGCUGUAGAAUUUUCCUACUGCCCUGUACCGAAUUCAGUCUCUCUGGAGUUUCUGUUACAGAUUAUUCAGUCAAAUGUAGAAGGAUUUGUUGCUGUCUGCUGAACAUGCAUAUGAGUGGUAAAAAGGACCUUGCUAGAAACUAUAGGAGAAUAAAAUAGAAGCAGUUGGGUGAAAUGCAGCACAGGCAGUGGGUUAGGCCCUGGUGAGUUGUGAAUUGUCUGGCUGAGACGGGGCCUGUCGCACAGGAGAGCAGCGAGCACAGGGCCCGGAGCCCAGGGUCGUGCCGGAGCCCGGGCUGCUUCUCCUAGCUGGGCACGUCCCCCAGCCUCCCUGUGCCUCACUUCCAUUGUCUGCACGAUGGAGUGGGGACACCUGCUCUUUUUCCAACUCUGCUCCAGAGACAUGGUGACAUGUGAUAUGACGAACCUUUGAAGAGUAGCAGGUGGUAUGCCCUGGUGGGUCCUAGUAGAGUGUGCUCCCUUCCUUUUCUCAUCUGAUGUUUUCUUCAAUUUGGGAACAAGUGAGAUAGGUGUAUUGGGGAGCUCAUGGUGCAGUAAUUCUCUACUAAACUCUGCCCACCAGUGUCACAUGUGAACGCCGACUCGGAGAUCCUGAAGCAGCCCACCCCUUUACAUGGGUCCUUGGCUCCCGUAGAAACCCCCACGCUAAGCAGCCUUACAAAAUCUAGUGUCCUUAGGGUGGAAUGAGUACCCUAGAAUAAUGACUCCAAACACACAUCGAAAAUGACCGGUUUUCAAUGCUAUUACAAAGCAAAGGCCUUUUUGGGGGGAUGUGGGGAGGUGAUUGGGGAUUUGGAUUGAACUGUGGACAAAGAUAACAGGUGUAUUUUGAACAAAAUAAAAAUUUUAUAAUAAAACUUUGCAUAAUGAAUGGUAUAAAGUCAGUAUAGAAAAUUAUAGACUAUACAAUAUUUAAUUAAAUAGAAAAAUUAAUUUAGCCCUUUUGAUGCCUAAACGAUUUGUAAAAAAGUGUAACACGGCUGCCUUCUUUUCCUGCCUCAAAAAACAAAGGGCUAUUUCUACACGGCAAAGUUUUGUAUAUGUGCUAUUCUCUAUCUCAGAUGGACAAUUGGAGAAAAACUGGAGCAAAUAAUGAGUUUCUUUCUUGCUUAAAAAUGUAUUUGUAUGUAUUCCUUAGUAUAUACAAGGCAGGUUUCCCUGGAAUAAAUGUCUGGAACAUACCGCUUAACUUUACACACGUAUGUGGAUGAGAUUAUUUGUAACUGAAAACUGGACUAAUGUGUGGAUUUCGUCAGUGGAUUAUCAGCCAGUCAGGAGCCGUCUGUGUGAGGCAUGGCGGUGUCAUCGUGAAAUUCUUACUGCGUGUGGGUGUGCAUGGGAAAGAGAGCCCCUUUUCCUGUAAAUAUCUUUUGAUACCCAUUUGUGUAAAAUCCCAAUGAAUGUGUCUUUGGAAAAUACAGUGUAUCAAAGUUUUUAUUUUGUCAAUUGACCUAGAUGCCCAUAUAACUAACUAAUCAGAAAUCCAGUUUGGUUCAAAUUGGGAUUUUUUUUUUUAAGGUAAAGAAGUAUACAGAAAGGACUAUUGGAAGAAUCACAUUUUAAUGCCAUGUUACAUCAACAUUGCUUCAAUAUUUUGACUUAGCUGUUUUCUCCCACGAACAAGAGGAUGUGCCUGUCACUCCCUGUACUCGCCUGGGGCUGCAGGAGGUCUAGUGUGAGCAGCUGGGCUCUGGGACUCCCAACAGCAUCGAUUCCCCAGAGCCUCCCUUGCAGAUGGUGGUGGGCGCACCUGGCUUUGCAGCCAGUUUCCGCCCUGGAGUCUGAUGGGGCCCAGACAUUCCACCUCUCUGAGCCUUUUUCUUUAAAAUGAGUGGGUUAGACCAGACAAGCCCAGACAGAAGUCCCUUCUUGUACUAGCAGUCCAUUUUGGUUUUUUCCCGUGGUUACUGUGGGGGUCAGCCGUGCGAGAUGGGAUGGAUCACGUAGAUUAGAUGUUAUGCUUUCGGUUCAUUACAGUUUACCCACCCUAGUUCAGGACCUGUAUCGCUAAAUGCCCCCACCCUGACUUCUGUUCCCACUUUCUUUGCUAAUUUUCCCAUUUUCCCACCGCUGUUGAAACUCGCCACUUUCCAGUUCGUGAGGUACUUUGUUACCAUCCCCCUCAAAAAUGAAAAAAAUCCAUUAAAGUACCUCCCGCUCUGAAAAACCUCAGAACCACCUUCUGCCAAAUCUGUCAUGUUUAUAGAUUAUUUUCUUAUUCUAAUUCAGUUCUAGCCAUGUUCCCCAAACAGAUACGGAGACAGUUGUCUGUCACAGAAAGAUGUCUUUUCAUCUUGUAGGAUCAUGGUGGCGGAAUCAUCUCAUCUGUGGGACCAGGGAUUGGAGUGGAUAAAGUCUGGUUCUGGCCUUCACCCCAGGCCAGAAAUCCUAGGUUGCAAAACAAGGGUCUGUAUAAGGUUGUAGAAGUUGGUGUAUAAGAUCACCUACGCCAUGCCACAGAGAUUCCCUACUUGGUAAAUCAUCCUGAGAGUUUAUAUUAAGAUUCUCUAGACCUGAGCUACUCAACACAGUAGUCAGUAGCCACACAUGGCUGAUGAAUGGCCUCUUGAAAUUUGGCUGGUCCUAACUGAGAUUGUGAAGCCUUGGUACCAAAAAAAUAAUAAAAAAAGGAAUGUAAAAUAUUUUAUCUAUUUUAUAGCGAUUACAUGCUGAAAUGACAAUAUUUUAGAUAUAUUAAACAAGAUACAAAAAUUAAACUUACUCCUUUUUAUCUUUUUUUAAUGUGGCUACCAAAAAGUUUAAUGUUAGACAUGCGACUCUCAUUGGGCAGUGCUAAUCUAGACGCAGACGUGGGGGCAGGCAGGAGGAUGCCUUGGGUGUGGACAGCAAUUCUCCGAAGCAUCUCGAUAGAAGAAGCAACAGAAAUGUUUUUGCUGGAGUCGGGAGCACUGUGAGGCACAGGAUACCUUCCAGAAAACAGAAGAUUUUCCUAUGUAAAAGACAAUAUGUAUAAGACUCCAAUUAAAAGACAAAAGCAAAUGAGCCCAAACUCUCUUCCUUCAGCUUUGCCUAGAAGCUGCUGACUUGAGAUUUUUCGAGCAACCUCCGGGUGCCAAGGAUGUCAGCCCCAUGAGGGUGCCGGAUGUAUGGGUUUCACUUCAGGCAACUGUCUUGCCGUUUCCCCUCCCCAGGUGGUGGUCAGUCUGUUCAGAGCCGGUGUGUUGAGAACCGUGUCAGUCUUGCUGCUCCAGACGCGCCGCUCCUCUUGGCCUCGGCAGAGGCUGAGCUUGUGGCCUGUGCCCUCCUGCCCAGCAGGUUUCGAUGUUGGCUCCUGAAAGCGUUUGUAUUUAUUUGAUUUUGCACUAGUCACAGUUGGUGUUUGAAAUAUUUCAAAUGUUUUGGGAGAGCAUUUCCCUGGGAUGGAAAGAGAGAUGGAUGAUUUAUUGCUUCAAUUGUUUUAAAAUUAAAAGCUAUUCUCACAA
Messenger RNA from Phyllostomus discolor (pale spear-nosed bat), 7386 nucleotides. It is a transcript of the gene USP13, whose product is annotated as ubiquitin specific peptidase 13. Lineage: Eukaryota; Metazoa; Chordata; Mammalia; Chiroptera; Phyllostomidae. The record is from RefSeq and is a predicted model, not a curated record. The coding region runs from base 93 to 2684 and encodes 863 amino acids. Gene Ontology annotation, molecular function: zinc ion binding; protein binding; cysteine-type deubiquitinase activity. The transcript is spliced from 21 exons. Gene Ontology annotation, biological process: protein deubiquitination.